UACACGUUUCCGCCCUUUGCAAUAAGGAAAUACAUAGUUUACUUUCAUUUUUGAGUCUGAGGCUCUUUUCAACGCUGUAGAAAAGGACAGAGGCUGUUCCCUAUGGCAGAAGGCAACCACAGAAAAAAGCCACUUAAGAUGUUGGAAUCCCUGGGCAAAGAUUUCCUCACUGGUGUUUUGGAUAACUUGGUGGAACAAAAUGUGCUGAACUGGAAGGAAGAGGAAAAAAAAAAAUAUUAUGAUGCUAAAACUGAAGACAAAGUUCGGGUCAUGGCAGACUCUAUCCAAGAGAAGCAACGUAUGGCAGGACAAAUGCUUCUUCAAACCUUUUUUAACAUAGACCAAAUAUCCCCCAAUAAAAAAGCUCAUCCGAAUAUGGAGGCUGGACCACCUGAGUCAGGAGAAUCUACUGAUGCCCUCAAGCUUUGCCCUCAUGAAGAAUUCCUGAGACUAUGUAAAGAAAGAGCUGAAGAGAUCUAUCCAAUAAAGGAGAGAAACGACCGCACACGCCUGGCUCUCAUCAUAUGCAAUACAGAGUUUGACCAUCUGCCUCCGAGGAAUGGAGCUGACUUUGACAUCACAGGGAUGAAGGAGCUACUUGAGGGUCUGGACUAUAGUGUAGAUGUAGAAGAGAAUCUGACAGCCAGGGAUAUGGAGUCAGCACUGAGGGCAUUUGCUGCCAGACCAGAGCACAAGUCCUCCGACAGCACGUUCUUGGUACUCAUGUCUCAUGGCAUCCUGGAGGGAAUCUGCGGAACUGUGCAUGAUGAGAAAAAACCAGAUGUGCUGCUUUAUGACACCAUCUUCCAGAUAUUCAACAACCGCAACUGCCUCAGUCUAAAGGACAAACCCAAGAUCAUCAUUGUCCAGGCCUGCAGAGGUGCAAACCGUGGGGAACUGUGGGUCAGAGACUCUCCAGCAUCCUUGGAAGUGGCCUCUUCACAGUCACCUGAGAACCUGGAGGAAGAUGCUGUUUACAAGACCCACGUGGAGAAGGACUUCAUUGCUUUCUGCUCUUCAACGCCACAUAACGUGUCCUGGAGAGACAGCACAAUGGGCUCUAUCUUCAUCACACAACUCAUCGCAUGCUUCCAGAAAUAUUCUUGGUGCUGCCACCUAGAGGAAGUAUUUCGGAAGGUACAGCAAUCAUUUGAAACUCCAAGGGCUAAAGCCCAAAUGCCCACCAUAGAACGACUGUCCAUGACAAGAUAUUUCUACCUCUUUCCUGGCAAUUGAAACUGGAAGCCACAAGCAGCCCAGCCCCCCUUUAUCAACUUCAAGGAGCACCUUCAUUAGUACAGCUUGCAUAUUUAACAUUUUGUAUUUCAGUAAAAGUGAAGAAAAACGAACUGUGUCUUUUUCUAAUAGAGAAUAUAAUCUCAAUGAAAAUGGUGGGUGAGUGGAAAUGAAGUGGAGGAAGCUAACUGGAUUUUCGAGCUUUAUGGCUCAUGAAAUAUCUAUACUUGGCUGAUGAAGAAAACUGACUGUGACUUAUCCCCAACAAUAGGAUGAAAGAAGAUGUUGCCGAAAACUAUAGUGAGAUACUGCCUCAUACCCAUUUGAAUGACUCCCAUCAAAAAAAACCCCAACAAACAGAAAAUAAAAAGGGUUUGCAGGGAUGUAGAAUAA
Molecule: messenger RNA, 1629 nt
Organism: Symphalangus syndactylus (siamang)
Lineage: Eukaryota; Metazoa; Chordata; Mammalia; Primates; Hylobatidae
Product: caspase-4
Biological process (GO): proteolysis; regulation of apoptotic process; regulation of inflammatory response
Cellular component (GO): AIM2 inflammasome complex; IPAF inflammasome complex; NLRP3 inflammasome complex
Molecular function (GO): cysteine-type endopeptidase activity; caspase binding
Source: RefSeq, a predicted model, not a curated record